AAUACAUCACUACUUGGUGUCUUAUUUAAUCACCUUCACCUUCACCUUCAACAUCAAACACAUCUCUAAACUUGUUUCUUUGUAAUUAAAUCAAUGGCAGCUAUCAAAGUUUUCGGACACCCUGCCUCCGCUCCCACCAUGAGAGUCGUCCUCGCCCUUCACGAGAAAAACCUCGACUUUGAGUUCGUUCAUGUCGACCUCAUGGGAGGUGAACACAAGAAAGAGGCUUUCCUAGCCCGCAACCCUUUUGGUCAAGUUCCGGCCUUUGAAGAUGGAGACCUCAAGCUUUUUGAAUCAAGAGCUAUUACUCAAUACAUAGCUCACCGAUACGAAGGCCAAGGAACCAACCUUCUCCCGGCAGACUCCAAGAACAUAGCUCACUACGCAAUCAUGGCCAUUGGAAUGCAAGUAGAAGCUCACCAGUUCGAGCCAGUGGCUGCAAAGCUUGUUUCUGAACAAGUAUUUAAGCUCAAGAAAGGCUUGACCACAGACCAAGCCGUUGUUGCCGAAGAGGAGGCUAAGUUAGCCAAGGUCCUAGACGUGUACGAGGCUCGGCUCAAGGAGUUCAAGUACUUGGCUGGUGACACUUUUACUUUGACCGAUCUUCACCACAUUCCUACGAUUAAAUACUUGCUUGGAACUCCCACCAAGAAGCUCUUCACCGAGCGUCCACGUGUCAACGAGUGGGUGGCUGAGAUCACCAAGAGGCCAGCUUCCCAAAAGAUCCUUCAGUGAUAAGUUACUAAAAGGUUCUGCCUCAGUGACAGUAAUAAUGCUCAGAGUUAAUAAGUGACUGCCCCAUUCCCAAUUUCUCAGUACUCUGUUUUUAUUCUCAGUUAUAACUAAGUGUGUGUUCUUGAGCGAUAUUUCUUGAAUCAUAAACUAUCUAAUCUUCAAGCUCUUCUAUAAUAAAAAGAUUAGUUACUUAUUUAA
Messenger RNA from Brassica oleracea var. oleracea, 933 nucleotides. Its product is annotated as glutathione S-transferase F3-like. Gene Ontology annotation, cellular component: cytoplasm. Gene Ontology annotation, molecular function: glutathione transferase activity; glutathione binding. The transcript has 3 exons. The coding region runs from base 94 to 735 and encodes 213 amino acids. NCBI's taxonomy places the organism in Eukaryota, Viridiplantae, Streptophyta, Magnoliopsida, Brassicales, Brassicaceae. The record is from RefSeq and is a predicted model, not a curated record.